Messenger RNA from Physcomitrium patens, 3682 nucleotides. RefSeq lists its product as uncharacterized. Lineage: Eukaryota; Viridiplantae; Streptophyta; Bryopsida; Funariales; Funariaceae. The record is from RefSeq and is a predicted model, not a curated record. Gene Ontology annotation, molecular function: oxidoreductase activity.
AAAAUUCGCUUAAGCUUUCGGGAAAUUAUGUGUCCAAUGGAAGAAUUAGGCCCCGCGGUCGAUUGACUGCAUCGCACAUUCAAAGCAAACUCACAUUUCAUCGUGCUCCCAGAUUGUUAUUUCGAGGAGGGAUCUCGUAAUCGUAGAACUCUGAAUGACGUUGUCGUGUCGUGUGGAUUUCUGUGUUUUUUCGCUCGGUGUUGUAGUGUCGUAACUGAGGUUUCGGAGAAGAAGGUAUUUAGGGUUUCUUAGGAGGGGGCGUGAAGGAGACGAUGGAGGAGAUGAAAUGAGGGAUCGAGGAGGUGAGAGGGGAAGAGUAUUUGAUGGAGUAUAGACCAUCGGGAAGCGGGGCAGGCAUGAGGUCGGCCUCGAGAAUGGACUCGAUGAGCUUAGGCAGGGAGGGGAUCAGGGGCCGCAGGGAAGGCGAGGUUAGGUUUGCGCCCGGCUCGUUUCAGUACAAUGGCCGAGUGGCCGUUGCGUUGGUUCCGAGUGCGAUAUUCUUGUCGGGAAUUGGAGGGAAGCCCGUGCUGGCCACCCUGACGGUAGGGUUAAUGGUAUGCUACAUUCUGGACUCGCUGCAUUUGAAGCAAGGGGCGAUGUUUGGAAUUUGGGGGACUCUAGGGGCGACAGGACUGGCGAUGAUUUUGACCGGAUCGACAUUUACGGCGUCGUCUACAUCGUUGGCGUUGCACGUGAGUUGCCUGUUCGUAUCGUUCCAGUUUAUGUUCCUGGUCGGGAUAUGGGCGUCCGUGCAAUUUCGGUGGAUGCAGCUGGAGAAUCCUGCGGUGGUGUUGUCGCUGGAGAGGGUUUUAUUCGCGUGCAUUCCGUUUACAGCUUCUACGAUACAGACAUGGGGGGUUGUGAUGGCUGUGGGGAUGACGAAUGCGCCUUACUAUUACAUGGUGUUUUUGUUCGAGCUCUACUGGCUUUUUGCAUUGCCAAUGCCUUCAUCGUUUAGGCUGAAAACUGAAAGAUCGUAUGGUGGGCAGUUUGCGGAGGAAGCCCUGAUUCAAGGCUCUCUUGAGGGUUCAUUCCACACGAUGGCACUUAUGUUCCUCCCCUUGCUUCUUCACAUCGGUUCACACCACGCUCGCCUGUUUUCUUCAGCAAAUGCCAUCUGUGACCUUCUGCUGCUGUUCUUUGUUCCGUUGCUUUUUCAGCUUUACGCUUCUACAAAAGGAGCUCUUAAUUGGUUGUACAAGGAUCAGCACCUGCUUCAACAAGUGAGGCUUAUGAAUGGUGCCAUAGCCUUGCUUGUCGUCAUACUCUGCCUGGAAGUUAGGGUCGUGUUCUACUCAUUUGGACAGUACAUCCAAAUUCCAUCGCCUUGGAACUACAUCCUUGUAACAAUCGCAGCUUUGGGAGGUGCAGCUGGACUCGUGGCAUACCUAUUCGGUCUAAUUGGAGAUGCUUUGACAGCUCCUCUACUCACUUCUCUCAUGGUGGCGGCUUCAUUUUCAGCAUCGAUCGCGAUCGGCUUGCCCUGGAUGUUCUUGCCUGCUCCAGUCAUUGCUGCAUACUUCAUCGCCCAGUUCUUCUUAAACAAGAGUAUCGUUUCCUACACGAUCUCUGUUGUAGCUGCGGUUGUGCCUUUAACUUGGUUCGUAGUGCACAAUUUUUGGUAUUUGAACAUCUGGUUGGGAGGAGCCCCCCUGCAAACAAUAUGCAAGUAUAUUAUUGGAGGCGCUGUGGUGGCGAUGGGUGUACCAGCACUUUCCCUUCUUCCCAACAAAUUACGAUAUGCUGCAGAGGCCGGACUCGUGAUUCAUGCUCUAAUUGUUUGCCAUUUGGAGAAUCGGCUUUAUAAUUUUACGAGCAUCUACUAUUUUUCCAUGGAGGAUGAUGUGGUGUAUCCCAGUUACAUGGUCGUUUUCACGACAGUGCUGGGUUUAGUGCUCGUGCAUCGUUUGGUAGCAGACAAGAGGAUCAGUUCAGUAUCUUGUUGGCUGACAACAUGUUUCUAUUUGUCCAAGCUUUCAAUGCUGUUCCUAAGUUCACCUCAUGUUGUGUGGGCGGCUGCGUUACUUCUUCUUGCAGUUACACCUCCACUAUUACUUUACAAGACUGGAAACAAGGGUGGAGGCUUCAAGAUGAAGCCAUGGCAAGGAAUGGGUCAUGCAGCCAUUAUUGGCAUUUCAGUUUGGCUUUGUCGCUUUACUUUGUUUGAAGCUUUGCAAUGGUGGACAGGGUUGACUCCUUCUGAUGGGUUGAUAUUGGGCAGCUUAAUUCUGUCAGCAGGUGUUGCAUGUGCUCCAAUCGUCACACAGCAUUUCUCUCACAUACAGAGUGCCAAGCGGGCGUUGGUGCUUGUGAUAUCCGUUGGAUUGUUGCUCACACUUAUGCAGCCUCCGGUACCUGAGGCUUGGACGUUCUGGUGGGACAAAGCUCACAUGCCAGAAAGAUCUGCCGACAGCUUGUCCAUUUAUGGUGCUGCAGCCGAAACACCUACAUGGCCUACAUGGCUCCUAAUCGUAACUAUCACGAUAUCACUGGCAGCACUAACUUCUGCAAUCCCAAUCCAAGAUGUUGUGGAGCUUCGUCUUGUGUACGCAGUGGGCAUGGGAGUCAGCACUGGUGUUUAUCUUUGUGCGCAAUACUUCCUUCAGGCUGCUAUCUUGCAUGUAUUGCUUGUAGCAGCUAUGGUAUGUGCCUCUGUUUUCCUGGUUUUUACACACUUACCUUCAGCGACAAGCCCUCGACUACUCCCUUGGGUUUUUGCAAUUUUAGUUGGGCUUUGUCCAGUUAUCUAUUUAGCAGAGGGACAAUUGAGGUUUCGAACUGGAGAUCGGGCAGGCAGUGAGGACAACUAUAUCACGCUUUUUGCUCUUGAGGGUUCAAGAGUAUCCUUGUUGGGUCUUUAUGCUGCAAUUUUCAUGGCGAUUGCUUUUGAAAUCAAGUUGAAGCUGGCAUCAAUCAUAGCCGACAAGUUAUCUGACAAGGUCGUUGGAGGUCCUGGACCUAAGUAUCGCCUGGCUCAGCAGCGCAAGCCUUCAUCAACCAGUGCGUUCAGCGUGAAAAAGCUCGCUGCAGAAGGGGCUUGGAUGGCAACUAUCGGCAAUGUGGCAACUUUGCUAUGUUUCAGCAUUUGUCUGAUUCUUAACCUUCACCUUACAGGAGGCUCCGAUCGGUCAAUUGUCGUCCUGGCCCCUAUUUUGUUGCUCUUGAAUCAAGACGCUAAUCUGUCGACAGGAUUCGGAGAUCGGCAGCGGUACUUUCCAUUGACUGCAGCAGCGUCUGGUUAUCUAAUUGUUUCUGCAGGUUAUCGUUUAUGGAUUGAAGUGUGGCAUGGCUAUCACAGCUCUGACUGGGGGUUGCAGACAGGUGGGCCGGGUCUCUUUUACCUUGUGAAGAAUAUAAUCCUUCUAAUGCUUACUACGCCCAAUCACUUUUUGUUCAAUAGGUUCAUGUGGAACUAUCUCAAGCAAUCAGACAUCACGUUGCUCUUGACAACGCCAAUGAAUCUGCCAGUAGCCAUCAUAACCGACAUUGUUAGUAUCAGAUUCUUAGCUUGCAUUGGAAUGGUCUAUGCCCUUGUCCAAUAUCUAAUCUCUCGUAACAUUCGGAUUGCUGGAAUGAGAUUAAUUUGAGACGCUUAUUUUUGGCCUCUUGUGAGAUAAUGGUUCACUGGUAGUUUGAAUCUCAAAGACAAUCUAAAACCUCUCUGGAUAUUCGUUCUAUUUUC